CUCCACCUUUACGCGUCCUGUGCGUCGUCUAAUUCCUGGCGGGUUACUGUGCUGUCUGCUGUCUUUGAGUUUGUAUUCUAUUCUCGACACUCCCUGCGGCCUGUUUCCACCGCCGCCUCGGUAAUACUCCACGCAGCACAACACUCAGACCUGUGCCUUACCCGCCCCACCUUGUGUUUACCUACCACAAUUGCCCCAAUCGUGGCAUCUACCCGUUGACGGCCGUUCCCUAUGAAUUCACACAGUUCUACGACAUAACGAUCCCCCUCCGACCCCGAUAUACCCUAUACCCCACCUACCUACUCACCCACCUACGCUUCGACGCCCGGCCUGGGUAACGGUCGCCCACCGCCACCAUGCUCGAGGGACUCGUGUCAACAUUGCUGAAUCGGUUCUUGGGCAUGUAUGUCCAGAACUUCGAUCCAAAGCAAUUAAACGUCGGCAUCUGGUCUGGCGACGUCAAGCUGCGAGAUCUCGAGCUUCGUCGAGAAGCCCUUGAUCAACUACGCCUACCGCUGAACGUCGUCGAAGGACAUCUUGGCUCGCUCACACUAUCCAUACCCUGGUCAAAUCUACGAGGGAAGCCGCUAAAGGUCAACAUUGAAGAUGUGUUCCUACUUGCCGCGCCCAAGGAAGAUGCAGACUACGAUGCAGAAGAGGAGGACAAGCGUGCGCAUGCUGUCAAGAUGGAGAAGCUUGACAGUGCAGAGCUGCUGAAGGAGCGCAACACAGAAGGCAUGAGCGCAGAAGAGCAGCAGAAGAACCAGAGCUUCACCGCGAGCUUGAUUACCGCCAUCGUCGAUAACGUCCAGGUCACCGUCAAGAACAUCCACAUCCGAUACGAAGACUCCAUUGCCGACCCCGGACACCCAUUCGCCCUUGGUGUCACCCUCGCAGACUUCAGUGCUAUCAGCACUGACGAGAACUGGAAGCCUACCUUCAUCCAAGGUACAUCGGCCUCGACGCACAAGCUGGCCACGCUGGGCUCGUUGGCGGUAUACUGGGACACAGAUGCAAAGCUGAUUGGUACUGGCAAGGGCAGUCAGAGUAGCGAGGAGCAGCAAAUCGACCGAGCAGACUUCAUUGAGCGUGCCAAGGGCAUGAUUGCAAGAGGCGACAGCCCAGAUCUGGGCGAUCACCAGUUUAUCCUCAAGCCCAUCAGUGGUCGCGCUGGCUUAGAGAUGGACAAGACUGGCAAAAUGGAUGUGGCCAAGAUGAAGGCUCGACUUCUGUUUGAUGAGCUUGGUUUCAUCAUUGACGAGGAUCAAUACCGCGAUGCACUCAUGCUAGUCGACCUGUUCCACUACUUUAUCCGCCACCAAGAGUACAAGAGGCUGCAACCAAAAUCAUCACCCAAGGAGGAUCCUGCUGGUUGGCUUCGCUUCGCCGGUAAGGCUGUACUUGACAAGAUCCAUGAGAGAAACCGACAAUGGAGCUGGGAUUACUUCAAAGAGCGCCGCGACGACCGUAUACGGUACAUUGAACUUUUCAAGAAGAAGAAACGCGAUGAGAAGCUUGAUGCCACUGAGGCCGAAGACCUGGAUAAGCUCGAGCGAAAGCUGAAAUACGAGGACCUCCGCUUCUGGCGCUCUCUGGCACGGAAUGAACUACGCAAGGAGAGUGUUGCGAUACCGAAACCGCCGCCCAAGCAAACGUGGUCUUCUUGGGUAUGGGGAAGCAAAAAGGAAGAACAUCACGACGACGAGAACACUCAGAUGAGCGAACAACAGAGGAAGGAGCUCUACGAUGCCAUCGACUGGGACGAGAAGAAGGCUAUUACUGAGUCAGUGGAUAUGCCUCGCGAACACGUCAAGCUAGAGGUCAAUAUGAGCUUGCGAACCGGCAGCUUCACACUCAAGCGCGAUCCCCAUGGCAAAUCCAACGAGAUCCUCCGGCUGCUCUUUGACUCCUUCAGUACUCAGUUCCUGCAACGUACGGAUUCCAUGUUCGUCAAAGUCGCGCUCGAGGGUAUGCGCCUUUACGACGGUACAACCGAGGGCAGCCUCUUUCCCCAAAUCAUCACAGUCAAGGAUGCACCGCCUGUUCCGGACGACAAGCGCAUUGAAGAGCUCAAUGACGAUGAGUCGCCCAAGGACGAAGAUGAUGAUGAAGAUGGUGAGGACAAAGAAGACCCAUUCUUCUUCCUCACUUUCGAGAACAACCCACUGGAUGGAGCAGCCGACACAAACCUGACCAUGAAGCUGAAGGGCAUGGAGUUCGUUUACAACCCCAGGUUCGUGGUGGAGGUAGCAAAAUUCUUCAAGCCUCCAGAGAGACACAUGGAGUCUAUCGGCGCGCUCAUGGAGACCGCUGGAGCGACUGUUGAAGGCAUUCGGCAACAAACACGCGCAGGCCUGGAGUUCGCGCUUACCGAACACAAAACUAUCAACGCGCAGCUCGAUCUCCAAGCGCCGCUCAUUAUCGUGCCAGAUUCCGUCACAAAGAAGUCAAGCAACUGUCUCAUCGUCGAUGCUGGUCAUGUGAGCGUAACGAGCGAACUCGUCGACAAGGACACUCUUCGUGAUAUUCAGGCAAAGCAAAAGCAGCAGUAUACUGAUGAAGAUUUCCGCAAAUUGGAGAAGCUUAUGUACGACAAAUUCGAUCUGAAGCUCCACUCAACACAGGUACUCAUAGGACCAUCUAUCGAGGAGACCCGCGCACAGCUCGACAAAGAUUCUAGCUUGAAGAACUACCACAUCGUUGACCGGAUCAAUAUGGACUUCAAGAUCGAGAUAUGCAUUGUUCCAAAGGCGUCAGAUCUCACCAAGUUCCGUGUCUCCGGAAACCUGCCGGUGCUCCAUGCCUCUGUGUCGGAUUCUAAAUACAAGAACCUGAUGAAACUGAUUGACGUAGCUAUCCCAAAGUUUGGCAAUGACGGACCCAGCAAGCAAGUAACCGAAGGCGCGAAGGGCCCAGCAAAUCUGAAGCCUACAAGCGACGCCAAGGCUGAUUCGGAUCCUCUUGGCCGGUCGCGCUCAAAGUCGUUUGCGUUUUCCGCGCAAGAGCAUGAGCUGGUUAUGGAAGAAGAAGGUCAUGAUGGGGACAAGGACGAGAAGUUCUCUGACGCCCCAGAGAUCCGAGACGAAAAGAAAGAGGCACAUCUGCAUCAGCGCAACUUCGAAUUCAAGUUUACAGUCGACAAGCUUCAGGGUUCAUUGUACAGAGCAGAUCCAGAAGGGAGGAAGUCUGAUCAGCUACUGGUCGAGCUCAUCGCUGAGAGCUUUGAUCUCGACUUUUACCAGGAGGCCUUCGAGAUGGCUGCGGACGUUCGUCUGAAGAGCUUGGCUGUUGAGGACCACGUCGAGGAGUCUACUCUCCCUGAGUUCAAGAAUAUCAUCUCUUCAGAGGAUGUGUCAGCGGACGAACAGAAGGAUUUGUUCUCACUCAAGUUCGUCAAAGUGAACAAAGAGUCUCCGGAGUUCCAGACCAAGUACGAGGGUAUUGCUACCAACUUGGAUGUGGCUGUGUCAACGAUCAACCUGAUAGUAACCAGGCGGACGCUGCUCACGUUGCUAGACUUCGUCCUUGACACCUUCACCAAUCCGGGUCAACCUCAAAAUCAGCAAGCUCAGAUAACCGACAAGGAAGAACAGCAGCCGGUUGCUAACCAAACUCAAGCGGAGCCCGACAAGAUACGCAUUCGAGCAGAGCUCAAGCGCAUUGCUGUUGUUCUGAACAACGACGGCAUACGUCUAGCUACAUUGAGUUUGAACUCUGGAGAUGUUGGCAUAUUCCUCAGCGGCAAGACGAUGCGCAUCGGUGGACGUCUUGGAAAUUUGUCGCUCAUCGAUGAUAUCAAUCAAGGUGUCUCCGAAGAAUCGUCGCUCCGUCAAUUGGUCACUAUCGAGGGCAAGAAUCUGGCCGAUUUUAGCUACGAGACCUUCGAUCCAGAUGCGGAGAGCUAUCCUGGGUACGACAUGGCUGUCGCACUGAAAACAGGCUCUAUUAAGAUCAACUUCCUUACAGAGCCUUUCCGUAAGAUUAUGGAGUUUGCCGUCAAGUUCGGCAAGAUGCAGGCAAUUUUCAAUGCAGCUCGUCAGGCUGCGGCAAACCAGGCAACACAGGUACAGCAACGAGCUACCAAGUUCCAUUUUGACAUCACAAUCGCCACGCCUAUUGUUGUGUUCCCACGUAUGGUAGUGUCCGAUAAACCAGAUCGUGACACUCUUACUGCAAAUCUGGGAGAGAUCUACGCGAAGAACAGCUUCGUGCCUCUUGAUGAUUCCAAGGGUGCAGAGACCGCGAACAAGCUGUCGGCCGGCAUCCGCAACAUCAAGCUUACGUCGAAGCUGCACUAUGAUGAGAAUCGUUCAGAAGAACUGCAGCUGAUUGACAAGGUUGAUCUCGACUUCAACAUUACCAUGGUCGAGCAUAAAGCAGGUCAGCAGCGCCCAGAUCUCGAGAUCGAUGGUAAUAUGUCAAACAUAAACCUACAACUCACACCGGAGCAAAUGAAGUUCGCGCUAGAACUGUCGCGCUCAAUACCCGCAGCAUUUGCCACCGAGUCGGACGCUAUCGAUCAAGACGUGCAGGCUGAACUACCAAAGGAGACGACGGAACCUGCGCGCCGAUUAACCGACAAGGAUGAUGGAAAAUCUGAGCCCUCUAAGGAUGUAGUCACUUCACAAGGACCCGAACUGCACUCCGCUGACGACAGCAAGUGGACGAAGCUGGACUUUGUCUUCAAGGUCGGCACGAUUGGCUUGGAGCUUGUCAAGAGCGAGGAUGGUGAGCCUGUAGGCGACGUUGAAGCCGCUAGUCUCUCAAAAUUCUCCCUCAACGACACCAAUGUUAAGGUCCGCAUGAUCAGCGAUGGAGCAAUGGAGGCUGAGCUAGUCGUGCAAUCGUUCACGAUCCGAGACAGCCGCACGCAAGGAACGAACAAGUUCCGCAAGAUUAUGUCGCUCAUCAACAAUGAUGUCAAACAGCAGUUCAUGGCUAGUGUGUCAAUCUCAGGCGGACAAGAGCGCAACAUGAUCGCACUUCUCACUAUCGAUAGUCCAAGAAUUAUUCUUGCGCUGGACUACCUUUUCGCUCUGCAAGCGUUCGCAAAUGCAGGCCUCGCCACUGAUGAGCCUCUGGCCAUUGAAGAGGCGCCUGUCGAACAGGAUGAGACUGACAGUGACAAUGACGAUAUCAUGUCACCCGAUGGCUCUCGAACAUUGGAACAACCGGAGCCUGCCAAAGAGUCUACUGAUAACGGCAUGAACAUGUCAUUCCGUGUCAACUUGGUAGACGCCCAAGUCGUGCUUAUUGCGAACCCAGCGAUGGCCAGCUCAGAAGCUAUUGUACUUGGUACGAAGCAGGUACUUGUAUCUAAGCAGCAAGCGAUGACGUUGCAAGUCGACAAGGUUGGCAUGUUCUUGUGCCGUAUGGAUCGGUUUGAGACGAACCGUAUGCGCAUUCUUGACGACUUCAGUAUUCAGACAGCUCUGGAUAUGAGAAAUCAAGGCUCAACGUCCUCGAUGAUGAGCAUUACCGUCGACAUCGAGCCUCUUGUGCUUCGCCUAUCGCUGCGCGAUAUCCUGUUAGCAAUGCAGAUUGUGAACAGGGCGUCGGCAAUGGCAGCGCCUGCCGAGAAACCUAUGCCUUCGGCAGAGGCCAAGCAACUCAAGUCGGGUACACCAUCGAAGAAAGGUACUUCACACGCAGGCAAGACACUCAGUCAGAAGCCUCGAACCAAGUCUCUUGCAACCACGGCACGAUCUGGAAAACAGGUCGCGCAGCAGCAGGCGCCUCCUUCUUCUGCUGUGCUUAAGCGAGAAGAGCUCCAUAUCAGCUUUGAAGGUAUACGAGUUGUUCUCAUCGGCGAUGUACAUGAAAUGCCCAUGCUUGAUUGGCGCGUAAAGAAGUUCGGCGUCGACGUACGAGAUUGGUCAGGAGCGAUGGUCGCCGACACAUCACUCGAUACCCUGAUCAAUGUGUACAACUUCUCCAAAUCUGCAUGGGAGCCGCUGAUCGAGCCCUGGAGUGUCGGGUUCCACAUGGCCAAGAACCAGAAUCCUGACAAGCUAACAGUCGAUAUCUACUCCCGCAAGUCCAUGGAGCUCACCGUGACAGCCGCCACGAUUGCACUGGGCUCCAAGUCAUUCGACUUCCUCACGAGCGAAGAUGACAUUCUAUCGAAGCCGCGGGGUAGUGAUGCUCCGUACCGCGUGCGCAAUUACACAGGCUUUAGUCUCGAUGUCUGGGCCGAUGGCAAGGAGCAAGAAGGUUUUGCAGCUAAGCUUGAAGACGGAGAAGAGCAGCCUUGGCGAUUUGAAGACCCCAUGUCGACAAGAGAGUCGCUUUCCACAGACGGCGCAACAGGCAUGCUUGGUAUUAAGCUGCAGGGCAGCGGCUUCGACACUCUCACUCGCGUACCCGUUCAUCGAGAGGGCGAAUUCCUAUACAACCUAAAGCCCAAGCAAGACCGCAUUCAACACCGUCUGUUGAUUGAUGUAAAACUUGGUGCCGACAACGUCAAGAACAUCACCAUUCGCUCCCCAAUGUUAGUGGAGAACAACACGCAGAUUCCGAUCGAGCUCGGCAUGUACAGCCCAGAAGAUGGCCAUCUCCUCAAGAUUGACAAGAUCGCCCCUGGAGAUGCUCGACCAGCACCUGUGGGCGCCUGCUAUAUGCACUCCAUCGUCAUCCGUCCAGACCAAGGCUUCGGCUAUGCCUGGUCCAAUGAGCGCUUGUUCUGGAAAGACUUGCUCAAGCGUCCCACGAGGACGAUUACCUGCCGUGGCGAACAAGACGACCAAUCUCCACCGUUCUACUUCCAGUUACAUGCGGCCUACGACAAGAAAGACCCCUUGACUAGUGUGUACCCUUACAUGCGACUUCGCCUCCAAGCACCCGUCGAAGUUCACAAUCUCCUUCCAUAUGACUUCAAGUAUAGAAUUUAUGACAGCAACACGAAGAAAGAUUGGACAAAUUUCCUUAGGAAGGGUGGCAUCAGCCCGGUGCAUGUCGUGGAGCUCUCGCAUCUUCUUCUCAUUAGCGUAGAGAUGCAGGACGGGCCCUUCAAGCCAAGCAAGUUCGGCAUCAUUAACUCAACCGAUCGCGAGAGCUUUAGGAGGGAGAAAACCUUGGAGGUCAAAGACAACAAUGACACGACUCUGCAUCUUAACAUGCAUUUCUUCAACUUCCCUGAUGGUGGUGGCGCCUUCAAGGUAGCAAUCUACAGUCCCUACAUCGUUCUCAACCGUACCGGCCUUCAACUCGAUGUCCGCGCUCAGCAGCUCAUGGGCCAAGCUAGGGCUGCUGCCGGACAAGGUGUCGUCUCGGAUAACCAAAACGAUGCCGGCAAGGCUUUGCCAUUUAUGUUCUCCUACCCAUCCGAGAACAAGAAGAACCGAGCUCUUAUCAAAGUCGGCGAUUCUAACUGGAGCAAGCCUCAGAGUUUCGACGCGAUCGGUAGCUCAUACACAGUAGCGUUGCCUUCAAACAAGGCACGCUCUGACAUGCACUUGGGUGUCUCGGUUUCGGAGGGUGAGGGCAAAUACAACUUGACCAAGAGCGUUUCCAUUGCGCCACGAUUCAUCGUCAACAAUAAGAUGAAGGAAGAGUUACUCAUCCGUGAGCCUGGUCAAUCUGACUGGAUGACGGUGAAAGACGGAGAGCUUUUCCCUCUUCGCUGGCUACGACAAGGCGGAGCGCCGCAACUGUCUCUCUGCUACCCUGGUGUCAACAACCAAUGGUCUUCUCCAUUCAACAUCUCCAACGUUGGAAAUGUUCACGUCAAGCUCUCCAAGGCUGGACAGCGCCAGAAGCUUGUUCGUGUGGACAUUCUGAUGGAAGCAGCAACAAUCUUCAUUCACGUCAGCGUUGAGAACAAGCAUUGGCCAUUCUCGUUCAAGAACAUGAGCGACCAGGAGUUCCUGUACUGGCAAGCCAACCCGAAUCUGGAUGAGGACGAGGAUGACCGCGGUUCUGGCUUUAGACCAAUUAGAUACCGCCUACCUCCCAGGAGCAUCAUGCCAUAUGCAUGGGAUUUCCCGGCUGCAAAGAACAAGGAAAUCGUCAUCAGCGCCAACGGAAGGGAGCGUCACGUCAAGCUUGCCGAGAUUGGACCUCUCAUUCCAUUCAAGAUACCACCUGGCCAAGAACGAGGCGGCAUGAAGGUUAUUGAUCUGAACGUCGUUGCAGCAGGUCCCACACAAACUCUCGAGGUAUCGAACUACAAGCCAUCUAAGAGUAUGUACAAGCAAAAGUCUGCUGGCACGUCUUCCUCCGCUACUGGAUUUGAAGUCAAGGACAUGGACACCGACGUCACUUUCAAGGCGCAGCUACGACUUGCUGGUAUCGGCAUAUCACUAGUCAAUCGUCAUCUGAAGGAGUUAGUGUACGUCACACUACGCGACAUCGAGCUGAAGUACUCCGACUCGCCGCUCUACCAGAUGGUCAACAUGCAAGUCAAGUGGAUUCAAAUCGACAACCAACUCUAUGGUGGCAUCUUCCCCAUCAUCUUCUACCCUAGUGUCGUUCCAAAGACAGGCAAGGAGAUGGAGGCACAUCCCAUCUUCCAGACGACAAUCACCAAGGUCAAGGACGAUUCGUACGGUGUACUUUACAUCAAGUACUUCACAUUCCUCCUCCAGCAAAUGACCAUCGAAAUUGAUGAGGACUUCAUCUUCGCUAUGAUCGACUUCGCGAACAUACCUGGCGCUUCCUGGUCUGAGGAGAAGCAGGGCAAGCUGUGGGAUGACAAUCUUAGCAUACCAGAGCCAAAACAAGAGCAAUCUGGUCAGGAUGUCUACUUUGAGCUGCUCCAUCUGCAGCCCAUGCAGAUUGAUCUGUCGUUCGUUCGAACAGAACGCAUCAACGCCGAGGACACCAUGAGCACUUCCAACCCAUUUAUGUUCGCUGUCAACGUACUCACCAUGUCGAUCGGCAAUGUCAACGAUGCGCCGGUGCGAUACAACUCCUUGAUGUUGGAGAAUGCCCGCAUCUCCACCACUGCAUUGAUCAACAACAUCAAGAAUCAUUACGUUCAAGAAUCUUUGCGACAAGUGCACGUCAUCAUCGGAUCUGCUGACUUCCUUGGCAACCCAGUCGGCCUAUUCAACAACAUCAGCUCUGGUGUCGCUGACAUUUUCUACGAGCCAUACCAAGGACUUGUCAAAUCGGAUCGUCCGGAGGAUCUCGGUAUCGGUAUCGCAAAGGGUGCAUCAAGCUUCGUCAAGAAGUCCGUCUUCGGAUUCUCGGACAGUAUGGCCAAGUUCACUGGCAGCAUGUCAAAGGGACUUUCUGCAGCAACACUGGACAAGGAGUUCCAGGACCAGCGUCGCAUGUCGCGAUCUCGUAACAGGCCUAAGCAUGCCCUCUACGGCAUAACAUCUGGUGGAAAUGCCUUUGCUAGCAGUCUUGCCAGCGGUCUUGGUGGUCUUGCUCGCCACCCUAUUCAAGGAGCGGAGAAGGAAGGUGCUCUCGGUUUCGUCAAAGGAGUCGGCAAAGGACUGCUGGGCGUACCAACCAAGGCCGCCAUUGGCGCCUUCGACCUUGCUUCCAACAUGGCAGAAGGCGUCCGCAACACAACCACCGUCUUCGACCAAGAAGGCCUCGAUCGCGUUCGUCUCACCCGCUUCAUUGGCACCGACGGCAUCGUUCGGCCAUACUCCCAACGCGAAGCUCUCGGUCAGUUCUGGCUCAAGACACUCGACAACGGCAAGUACUUCAACGAAGACUACAUUGCGCAUCUUGAACUCCAGAACAAGGAGAUGCUCGUCAUGCUCACGUACAAUGGCCUUAUGAUGGUGCGGACGAAGAAGCUGCAGACAGAAUGGGAUGUACCACUCAAAGACGUGCAGACUAUUAGUAAAGAGAGGACAGGGCUGGGGAUUACGCUCAAGGGAGGGACGAAUGGACCGUUUAUCCCUGUGAGUGAUGAGGGAAGUCGGAAUUGGUUUUAUCGACAGGUUGCUGUAGGGGUCAAUGCUUAUAACGAUCGGUGGAAUGCGAAGGGUUGAUUGGGAUGAGUGAAAGGUUGGGAGUGGAGGUGUUUUCCAAGAUGUUUGACAGGGAGAGACGCGGAGUAGAAGCGUUCCUUCAAUGAGGUUUAUGAGUACAUGGCAUAGCGUGGGUUCAGAAUGGGCUUUCUGUUUCGAUUCGGCGACCUAUAGUGUUUACUCUUUCUAUGAUGAGCUUGAUGAAUGAGAUAUUCUUUUCUACAAUAAUGUC
Messenger RNA from Alternaria alternata, 10164 nucleotides. RefSeq names its product vacuolar protein sorting-associated protein 13. The transcript has 2 exons. NCBI's taxonomy places the organism in Eukaryota, Fungi, Ascomycota, Dothideomycetes, Pleosporales, Pleosporaceae. Gene Ontology annotation, biological process: mitochondrion organization; late endosome to vacuole transport; protein retention in Golgi apparatus. The record is from RefSeq and is a predicted model, not a curated record. The coding region runs from base 357 to 9953 and encodes 3198 amino acids. Gene Ontology annotation, cellular component: extrinsic component of membrane.